Messenger RNA from Colletotrichum higginsianum IMI 349063, 1698 nucleotides. Its product is annotated as MFS sugar transporter. The transcript has 9 exons. Lineage: Eukaryota; Fungi; Ascomycota; Sordariomycetes; Glomerellales; Glomerellaceae. Gene Ontology annotation, biological process: carbohydrate transport; transmembrane transport. Bases 1 to 1698 code for a protein of 565 amino acids. Gene Ontology annotation, molecular function: carbohydrate:proton symporter activity. Gene Ontology annotation, cellular component: membrane. The record is from RefSeq and is a predicted model, not a curated record.
AUGGCCUCCAGGGGCGAUCAUGAGGUCCAGCACCUCCGAAAGGCAGCCGAAAACGAGGUCGAGGAGAAGCUGGGCCAGUCGGCCAUCUUCGAGGCCAAGCAGGCGUCGGACGACGAGCAUGCCCAGACCCUCAAGCAGGCGCUCAGUCAGAACAGAAAGGCGGUUUUCUGGUCUGUCAUGAUCUCCAUGUCGAUUGUGAUGGAAGGAUACGACGUCAUCUUGAUCAACAACUUCUUUGCGUACCCGGAGUUCCAGAGGAAGUAUGGCCGCUGGUACGGCCCGGAUAUCGGGUACCAGGUCUCCGGGCCGUGGCAAACAGGCCUGACGAUGGCUGCUACGGUCGGCGCCAUCUUUGGUGGCUUGAUGAACGGAUAUUUCGCGUCCAAGUACGGGUACAGAUGGGUCAUGAUCGGGGCCAUGUUCUUCCUGAACUGCUUCAUCUUCGUCGUCUUCUUCGCCCACUCGGCCGCGAUGCUGCUCGUGGGCCAGAUCCUGUGCGGUCUGUCGUGGGGUGUCUUCGCAACCCUCAGUCCCGCGUAUGGUGAGUUGCUGUCUGUUGACUCUCUGGCUCGGCUAGAGCUAACACAUCGCGACCCAGCUUCCGAAGUCUGUCCGACCAACCUACGAGGUUACAUGACGACAUACGUCAACCUUUGCUGGGCAAUUGGUCAGCUGAUUGCCGCUGGUGUCCUACGCGGGUGCCUCGGCAUUGAGGGCGAAAUGGCGUACCGCAUUCCGUUUGCCAUCCAAUGGCUAUGGCCCGUGCCGUUGAUGAUCAUCUCGUACUUCGCCCCAGAGAGCCCCUGGUACCUCGUGCGCAAAGACCGUCUCGACGAGGCCAGGCGCUCCAUCGAGCGGCUCAGCGGCGACAAGACGCAGGACCAGAUCAACGCCCAGCUGGCCAUGAUGGUCCACACCACCAAGGUCGAGUCCGGCGUGACCGCCGGGGUGACGUACCUGGACUGCUUCAAGGGCUUCGACCUGCGCCGCACCGAGAUCUGCUGCGUCGCCUUCGCCGGCCAGGUCAUGUCCGGCAGCAGCUUCGCCUACACGCCGACCUACUUCUUCACGACGGCGGGCAUGAACGUCGCCAACGCCUUCGAGCUCAGCCUGGGCGCCAAGGGCAUGGCGUUCAUCGGCACCGUGAUGUCAUGGUGGCUUAUCUCGUACUGGGGUCGCCGUCCUAUCUACGUCGUCGGCAUCGGCUCGCUCACCGUCAUUCUCUUCAUCGUCGGCAUCCUCGACGUCUCCGCGGGCGACAGAGGCCUGUGGCCGUCGGGCGGUCUCUGCGUCUUCUGGCUCUUCAUCUAUUCACUCACGAUUGGCCCGAUUACCUACAGCAUCAUUAGCGAGACGUCGUCAGUCCGUCUCCGGCCCCUCACCGUCGUGCUCUCCCGGAACGCAUACCAGCUGGUCAACAUUGUGUCGCAGGUUCUUCAGACUUACAUGAUGAACCCUACCGAGUGGAACUUGAAGGGGAAGGCCGGGUUCUUCUGGUCUGCCACGGCCGGCAUCAUAUUUGUGUGGUCAUACUUCCGUCUCCCCGAGUGCAAGGGCCGCACGUACGAAGAGUUGGACAUGUUGUUUGCCAGGAAGGUUUCCGCGAGGCAGUUCGCAAACGCCCACGUGGACGCAUAUGCCUCCUCCAAACAAGUCGAGGAUGUGAUGGAGGCUGGGCCACGGAAGGAAGAUCUCUGA